UGUGUGUGUCCGUCAGGGUGCCUGCGCCUGGCGGACUACCUGGACGGCGUGAAGAAGAACUACGAGGCGGCCGCCCAGGUCCUCAGACACAACUGUGAGCAGAACGGCCACGGGGAGAGCUGCUACAAGCUGGGAACCUACCACAUCGCCGGCAAGGGUGGGGUCCCCGCGUGCCUGCGCUCGGCGUACUCCUGCUUCCUGCGCUCCUGCGAGAAGGGAGGCAAGAAGCGGGCCGAGGCCUGUCACAGCGUGGGCCUGCUGGCUCACGACGGCCGCGCGCUGGAGGCCGGCCCGGACGCCGGGGCGGCGCGGAACUACUACGAGCGGGCGUGCGGGGAGGGCCUGGCGGCCAGCUGCUUCAACCUGAGCGUGCUGUACAUCACGGGGGCGCCGGGGCUGGCGAGCGACAUGGGCCGGGCGCUGCAGUUCGCCCUGCAGGCCUGCCAGCUGGGCCACGUCUGGGGCUGCGCCAACGCCAGCCGCAUGUUCAAGCUGGGCGAGGGGGUGCCCAAAGACCAGGCCCGGGCGGAGGAGCUGAAGAACCGCGCCAAGGAGCUGCACAGCCAGCAGAAGGAGGCGCAGCUGACCUUCGGGGAGUGAGGGCGUCUCCCGGGAGACUGGGGGGGGCUCUCUCUGACACCCUUGACCCUUCACUACGCCCUCUCGGCCUUUGUGCCGCUGCCCUUCAGACAGUGUGCUCAGGCCUGUGUAAGUCCAGCCGGGGUGCAGACGAGCCCGGAGCUCCUUCAGAACCAGAGUCAGGAGAGCGCCUGUGUGGGUGCUGCUGGGGGUGGGGGGGAACAGUGCCCCCAAGCUCCUCCUGCAGUCCGCCGGGGGCUCUGCCAGGCAGAGGCACACAGACCAGGACAGCGGCAUCUCUGAACAGAACUGCGCAGCUGCUGCUGCUUCUCUCCUCUUCAGCACGAGAGCGCCCCCUCUCUCCUGAGGCCACGCGCGGUGUGGCACUGUCAUCCGCCGCCCGGGUGUGUGUCCCUGUGGUGGCGGUGCGUGGUUAAAACCCAGCGUGGGCAGCCCUGCCAGAUUGUUUUCCCUGACAUACCGGCAGCCUGAGGGCACCUACUGCGAUCUCUCAUUGUAGGGGGGCCCAGAGGGGAUGUCUACUGAGCCUACGAAACAUUAAAACACAAGGUGGAGAGUUUCUUCUGCGUGUCGCGUCCAGAAUCCAAAUAAAGUGUUUAGAUUGGCCAGCU
Molecule: messenger RNA, 1211 nt
Organism: Lepisosteus oculatus (spotted gar)
Lineage: Eukaryota; Metazoa; Chordata; Actinopteri; Semionotiformes; Lepisosteidae
Source: RefSeq, a predicted model, not a curated record